AUGGCUCAUAAAGGACCUGAACUCAGGGACCAUUAUAAUCCAUAUGACUUGAUAAUUGGUCGAAAUAUGGGUGCUAGGAUCCAUGAUAAUAAUGUUUUCGUUAGUUGCAUUGAUCUAUCAAGCAACAACUUAACCGGAGAAAUUCUAGCAGCAAUCUUGAUUCUUGAAGAAUUAAUUGCACUCAACUUGUCAAGAAACAAGUUAUAUGGAAGAGUUCCUCAAAAGAUUGGCCAGUUGAAAUCGCUUCAAUCUCUCGACUUGUCGAGAAACCAAUUUUUGGGAGGAAUUCUUGACAACAUGGCUGGAUUAAAUUUUUUGAGUUACCUUGACUUGUCGUAUAACUAUUUUUCAGGGAGAAUCCCAUUAGGAACUCAACUCCAAAGCUUCGAUGCUUCUACGUACAAUGGGAACGUCAGGCUUUGUGGUCCUCCACUUACGCCAACAUGCCCUGGAGAUGAAGCUCUCCAUGUUCCUCCUGGAAUUGGUGACAAUAGAGAAGACCAAGAAGAGGGAGAUACAUCCUUGGAGGCAUGCCUAUUUUCACCUCCUAGACAACUUAGAAAUUUGGCUUUACACCACAAGAAUUGUGUGAAUUGCCAAAUGGAGAAGGAAGCUUUAG
Ilex paraguariensis (yerba mate) is the source of this 619-nucleotide messenger RNA. NCBI's taxonomy places the organism in Eukaryota, Viridiplantae, Streptophyta, Magnoliopsida, Aquifoliales, Aquifoliaceae. The record is from the annotation of a GenBank genome assembly.